Prunus armeniaca (apricot) is the source of this 789-nucleotide messenger RNA. The record is from the annotation of a GenBank genome assembly. NCBI's taxonomy places the organism in Eukaryota, Viridiplantae, Streptophyta, Magnoliopsida, Rosales, Rosaceae.
AUGGCACUGGCUUUGGUUGGAGCGGCUGCCAUAGGAGCACCCUUCGGAGCGCUGUAUGAUGCCGUUAAGGAAUCGAUGGGCAGGACUGUUUUGCAGUAUAAACCCCUCCUUGGAGAUUUGAAAUUCACUCUAGAAUCUCUACGGCCGCGCAUCGUCCAACAUAUAGGAGAUCAUAAUGUGGAGUUAGGCCUCCCGAACGACGAUAUUGAGAGCCUACAAAGACAAAUGGAGGAGGGCAUAGUGCUUGUUAGGAAGCUGUCGAAUAUUGGUAUGUGGAAUUGUUAUGCAUGGGGCAGCUGCAGCAACUGCACAACGCCUAGUUACAGCGACCAACUUGUUGAGUUGGAUAGGUCUCUUAGAAUACUGUUAGAGAUAUUGAAGCUGCAGGAAGCAAGGAAUGUGAAGGAGGUCUUGCUUUUGGCUAGGAAGAUCCAUGACAAACAAGAUGAAUUGGAAAGAAGAAUGUCAGAUUUGCUGAAAGUGCAGCAGGAAGCAGGGGAUGUGGGAGGGUCUUCAGGAAGCAACACAGGCACGACGAUACAGCAAGGAAACGAAGGGAAUGGAGGGCAUCAAGUGGUGCCAUUAGGCGGAGUAGGAGGGAGUGGAAUACUGUUAAAGAGAUUGAAGCUGCAGCAAAAAGAGGAUGUGAAGGCCAUCUUGCUUUUGAAUAAGGAAAUCCGUGACACACAAGUUGAAUUGGACAGGAAAAUGUCAGAUAUUCUGAAAUUGCAGCAGGAACCAAAAGCUAACAGUUGUAGGACAGUUGGAUCCAGCGCUAAUAGCGACUAA